CUCAAUUCUCGCUGUAUCCCUGACUUCCCGCGAGAGUUCCCGAUCAAGGCCUACUCUUUUCUCGCCUCUCUUAAGAAGGCGGCGGGCGCAAUUCUCGCUCUGUUGCUGAUUUCUCGCGAGGGUUCUUUUUCUCUCUCUCCUCGUUCGUUCCGCGCCUGCGUGAAGGCAAAUCUAGCCGGGUUGCCGCCAUGAGCUCCACGCUCGCUAAGAUCGCCGAGAUCGAGGCCGAGAUGGCCCGAACGCAGAAGAACAAAGCCACGGCGCAUCAUCUCGGCCUCCUGAAGGCCCGCCUGGCCAAGCUGCGCCGGGAGCUCAUCACCCCAAAAGGGGGCGGAGGCGGCGGCCCCGGGGAAGGUUUCGAUGUGGCCAAAACGGGGGACGCGCGCAUUGGCUUUGUGGGCUUCCCCUCGGUGGGCAAGUCCACCCUGCUGAGCAACCUGGCCGGGGUCUACUCCGAGGUGGCCGCCUACGAGUUCACCACACUCACCACCGUUCCCGGCGUCAUCCGCUACAAGGGUGCCAAGAUUCAGCUGCUGGACCUCCCGGGGAUCAUCGAAGGGGCUAAGGACGGGAAGGGCCGAGGCCGGCAGGUCAUUGCAGUGGCCCGGACCUGCAACCUGAUCCUGAUUGUCCUGGACGUCCUGAAGCCGCUGGGCCACAAGCGCAUCAUUGAGACUGAGCUGGAGGGCUUCGGCAUCCGCCUCAACAGCCGGCCCCCCAACAUCGGCUUCAAGAAGAAGGACAAGGGCGGCAUCAACCUUACCGCCACGUGCCCCCAGAGCGAGCUGGACACAGAGACGGUGAAGAGCAUCCUGGCGGAGUACAAGAUCCACAACGCGGACGUCACUCUCCGCAGCGAUGUCACCGCUGACGACCUCAUCGACGUGGUCGAGGGCAACCGGGUGUACCUGCCUUGUCUAUAUGUGCUGAACAAGAUUGACCAAAUCUCGCUGGAGGAGCUGGACAUCAUCUACAAGGUCCCACAUUGCGUCCCCAUUUCGGCCCAUCACCGGUGGAACUUUGAUGACCUCCUUGAGAGGAUCUGGGACUACCUCAAGCUUGUCCGCAUUUAUACCAAACCCAAAGGUCAGCUUCCGGAUUAUACAUCCCCUGUGGUUUUGCCCGACUCACGGACCACGGUCGAGGAUUUCUGCAUGAAGAUCCACAAGAACCUCAUCAAGGAAUUCAAAUAUGCUCUGGUGUGGGGCUCCUCUGUGAAGCACAAUCCCCAGAAAGUGGGCAAAGACCACACCAUGGAGGACGAGGACGUCAUCCAGAUUGUCAAGAAAUAAGCCAAAACACCAAAAUAAAACGCAGUGUGGCUUGAAGAGUGA
Anolis sagrei ordinatus is the source of this 1334-nucleotide messenger RNA. RefSeq names its product developmentally regulated GTP binding protein 1 (gene DRG1). The record is from RefSeq and is a predicted model, not a curated record. Gene Ontology annotation, biological process: cytoplasmic translation. Lineage: Eukaryota; Metazoa; Chordata; Lepidosauria; Squamata; Anolidae. Gene Ontology annotation, molecular function: GTP binding; GTPase activity. Gene Ontology annotation, cellular component: cytoplasm.